Oikopleura dioica is the source of this 1356-nucleotide messenger RNA. Lineage: Eukaryota; Metazoa; Chordata; Appendicularia; Copelata; Oikopleuridae. The record is from the annotation of a GenBank genome assembly.
AUGACACUCGUGUCUGAGUACGCUCAUGAUGACUGUCAGUACGCACUAGAAAGAUGCCUACAUCUUGACAGUUGCAAAAUGCAUAUGCAGAAUAUCAGCGAAUUUGGCUGCGAUUUUUCGCCCGAAGGCGUCACCGAAGAAAAUCGAGAAGAAACUUGUAUCUCUCACUAUGGAGCAAAUAAGCACAGAGAAUGUGCGUUUACAUACAGUAGAUUGUUCUGGGAAAAAGAGCUGAUGCGGGCAUACUUGGGCGAAUGCACGUGCAUGAGGCCAAGUGAAGAUCCAUACAUGACGCCGGAAAAAUAUCUCGAUUGCAAGAGAAACUGGAAAGCGGCAUUUGAAAAUCCCUGUUUUCGACCCGAGUCGCACCAUACACAAGCACUUGAUGAAGGAUCCAAUCCUUAUAACAGGCAAAAACACAGGGAAUGUAUGGCCGGCUUCAAAUUAUGCACAACGAACAUGGAUGCGCACGAUUGUGGAAUGCCCCUUAUCAAUAUUUCAAUAAAUUGCGGAACGGAUGAGCAGGGAAACUGUGUCAACGGCAAUGGCAGAUGUAUCGAUGCGUUGGCGAACUUCUUCUUUGAUUCCGUCGAUCCAGCGUGGACAAAGCUCAUUUUCACCUGCUGCGAGCACGAAAAUGACUGUUACGGCUUUCCAGAGCAGGUUUUUUCGCCCUGGAAAUGCUUGAAGAAAAAUCCGUUUUAUUCCUGUUUGGCAGUGAAGGAAGAAUGCGAUGCGAUCGAGACAUGCAAGAGGCACAUGGAUGCGAUCAUGAAUGAAGAUGUUUGCCCAGGAGCAGUUCAUCAGAAAAUUUUGAACCCCGAACGACACGAUUGCCCAAAAAUUUUGAAUCAAAAUUGUGCGAAUUCGUUAAAUCAAGUUUCUCUCUGGUACUGUAGCUGUGAAAAUCUUGAUGGUUACUUUCAACAGCGGAAUAUGACAAGUAUAACCCAAGAGCAAAAAGACGCGGCUAGGAAAGAAUGUAUGAUUCAAAAGGGCAUUUUUACGCACAACGAGUGUUUGGAAGAUCAUAUCGCUAAUAAUCCACAUACAGAAAUAAUAGGAGGAACAGUAGUUCCAAGCUCAACGGUCCCAAGAGAAGAGGGCGACAACAUGACAAAAUUCAUCGUAAUAAUUUUUAUUCUUUCGCUUUGCAUGGUUGUUCUCGCUCGACUCCGAUGGACAAGAAAGAUUUUGAACCUCAGAAUUCCAUCAUCACGUGACAUGUUCAUGCGCAGCUCCGACGAUGGUCGAAUAAUCAACAACAGUUUUCCAAAUUCGAGACCUCCACCGACAGCGCCUGAUUUUGAGCAACUGAGAAACAAGGAAAUGCCGCUGCCAACUGCAAGAAUUUGA